AGGCAAAGUUGAGCCAGCUGACUUCGACGUCACUUUCCCUCGACCGUCGCGGCCGGAAGCCCCUUCACCGGGUUGAUUUUGUUGUUGAGGACCACCUUUCCCCGUCCUUCAGCUCGAAAAUGUACUACAAGUUCAGCGGAAUCACCCAGAAACUAACGGGGUCUGCUCCCACGGCCGCCUACAGCCCUCAGGUGAGACUAAGUACCUGUGUAAGUGUGGUAGACUGAGUGUGUUACCGUCAGUGAUGACCUUCAUGUCUGCUGUCUAACCAACCGUCGUGUUAAGCUGCGGAUACAUGUUGUUUCAGUUCACAUGAGGACGACGAAAAACCUCCACUUUGGUUAUUUAUACUGUGAUAUAUUCUUAAUAAGAAAUACAGCGUUCGAUGUUUAACGUUUUUUUUCCUUGUUUUUGUAACGUUAAUAUUUAAAGCAAGUUUUGGGCGCAUUACAAGGUCGUUAAACGUUUCUAGCAGUAACUUCCUUAUUUACAUAAAAGUAUUCACCCCCUCUUUUUCUCCCCUGUAUUUAAGUUAUCAGUAGGCAUUGUAUUACACUCUUAAAGGGAUAUUCUGGCGUAAAAUUAAUUGAGGGUCAAACACAUCGCAACACCAAGUUGGACACCCCCUCCAGAGAUUAAUGUUGCAGACCACUUGCUUCUCUAGUUAUACCAACUUUAGUAACGACCGCCAAUAGCAAUACACAGCGGUCUGAGGAGCCAAACACAAACCUGAACCAAAACGCCACUCUAUAGCCACAAAUAAUGCUCAGAACAGCACCUAACUUUAUCAACAGUACAUAUAGGGUCCCAGCCACAGUACUAGCCACCAAACAUCUUUUUAACUUUGGCAAAGUGACUAAACAGAAUCUUACCUACUCUCUUCCAGCAGCCGCUUGUUUGUAGCGAGACCUCAGGCCAGUCCAUUAUAGACUACAGUGGGGUGACGCAGCUCAAGGAAGAACAUUUAUUUAGUUCUUCUGCCUUAGCGUCUCAGUCUGAUCACAUUUCCAUGAAGAAACAGGAUAAGUCGGGGAACUUAUGACCUUCCUUGAGCUGUGUCACCCCGCUGUAGUCCAUAACGGACUGGCCUGAGGUCUUGGUACAAACAAGGCUGCUGGAAGAGAGUAGGUGAGUUGUGUUUAGUCUCUUUUCUAAAGAAAUUAAGCAAAGUUAAAAAGAUGUUUGGUGGCUAGUACAGUGGCUAGGACCCUAUAUGUAGUGUUGAUGAAGUUAGGUGCUGUUCUGAGCAUUAUUUGUGGCUAUAGAGUGGCGUUUUGGUUGAGGUUUGUUUUUAGCUCCUCAGACCGCUGUGUAUUGCCAACGUGUGGUUGGUAUAACUGGAGAAGCAAACGGUCGGCAAAGGGGCGUCUCACUCAGUGUUACAGUGUGUUUGACCUGAAAUUAAUUGUACACCGGAAUAUCCCUUUAAGAUGUUGGGGCACAUAUGGUCAAUAGAAAUGCAAAAGAAGGUCACGUCUGGCUAGCAUUUAUGCUCACAUAUGUCAGUGCUCCAGUUUGGCCCCCUGUCACAUGAACCUGCCUCUGUACCUGCUUAUCACAGAACCUUUGGGUAACCUUUAUUCUGAAAGGUUAUUUCCUUUUGUUUAUCCAGCCUUCCUGUGCCUCUACAGCCAAUUUUGAAACACAAUAGCCUUUUCUAUCAUGUGCCAGAUGUGACCUUUUAUUAUCAGCCUCCUGUCUUUUACACCACAGCCUCCUUGUUAGUCUAUUAUGGGGGUAAACCUGCCUGUGACGCUGUCUUGUCUGUCAGCGUGGAAGUCACAUAUCCUACUCGUCAGUCAUACGCAGGCAAGGAUGCAAACACCUGAUUAUAUAUAUAGUGCUGGUGGCAUAUAAGGUGACGGGUAUGACAUUUAUCCUCUGUGAGCUGAUAGUCAAAAAGCCUCAGGUUAAAAAUAUUUAUUUAAACUUUAAUUUUGUUUUUUUAUUAAAUUGUUACUGAUCAGCCAUGGUGAGUUUAUUGACUAUUUACCAUAAAUUAGAAGGUUUACACCGUAUCUGACACCUACCCCAUGGCAGUGAUUGAAGCAUUUAAAACUACUUAAAAUAAAUAAUAAUUUUGUUGAUAGGGUUGUUCACUUUACAAGGUUACAGAGGAGGAUCAAUCAAUGGAGUUUUCACUGUGUUUCAGAUCAAGCUAUUAACUCCCCACAGGAGCUUUAACUAAAAAAUAAUAUAGCCUUUUAUUUUCAUCCUGCUCUUAUAGUGUUUGCUUCAAAAGAGGAAUCCUGCAGUGGGAAAGACAAUCUCUCAAUCUUAACUGUUGAGCUUUAACAGAUAAUCUGACUUCCAGUAAUUGUUGCCACAGCCUCCUCUUACAUUAACAUAUAGAUGUAGAUAUUAUCUCUUAAAACUGGUUAUGUGAUCCUUAAUUAAUGACACUCUGCCUGAGGUUUUCCCUGUCAGCAAUCACUUGUUUCAUCUAAAAAGAGACUUUGAAACUGUGAAAAGGUUGAAAAGGUAAUCUAGAGUUUUGAGUUUGCCUGUCUUAAGGAUGAGGGAAUCCCUGCUAGACAAGAAAAAGGGAAGAAAAACAAAAGGGGAAUCCUCUUUGUACCUCUUUGUGCUGUAAUAACACUGUGUGAACACUUUCAACAAACGCCUUCUCUUAAAUGGAAGCAAAAAUAAUCUGCUGUCAGUGCCUCUGCGUUUUCAUAUGUCAGAUUUAAUGUCCCCGCUCCCACACGAUCUUCCUCCACACGCUCUAAAAAGGUAACGGCUCUCCCAGCAAUUUUCAAACCCAAGGUGGGUGAGAAGCUGCUUUUUUUUUUUUUUUCCCAUGUGGGAGAAAAUCAGAUAGGACACUUCAUUAGCACCACAGUGAACCUUUGGGUUUAUUUACUUACAGUGUACAAUGUGUGAAAAGCACAGAAACAGCAUGAGUUAUCAUAAUGGAAUAAUUCUCCAAAUAGAGUAUAGAUUAUCAGAUACGAAAGGGAAAUAAAUAAACGCUUACAGCAAAAAGACAAGCACGCUCUCUGUUAGAUGAGUAAAAAUGAAUGUUUUUGAACAUCAACGACCAAAGAGGAAUGAGCCGCGAUGUUAUGAGAGUGAUCUCCAUUGUAGUGAACAGGUGCUUAAGGUGCUUUGUAUUACUCUUAACAGGCUCUUAAGCAGUCAUACAAGUGUCUGAACAACUCCUGAGAUCAUAUGAAUGAAUGAAUGAAGUGCUUUAGUCAUCCUCCUUGUUAAUGCUGCAACCUUGAGCCCUGCAGUCAACCAAUAUCCUGCUUUUCUUACGAUAACGAAUCGAUUGCGGCUGCUGAUCAUCACUGAUAUUGGAAACCUUGUUCCACCUUUUCCUACAACAGCAUCUCCUCCCUGCUGAGGUUUCUCUGGUGUUAUAAACUUAUUAUGAUAUCAGUAAAAAUCACACAAUAACAGUACCUGUUUUGACACUACAGGAAAAAAAAUUAUGAGCUCCUACAAGUAACCAAAACUAAUGAAUUUAGACACUUUUAAUUUUAAACAAGCACAUUAUAGUAAUAGUCUAAUGACAAAUAUUAUACUUUCCAUAACGACAACAAAUUGCUUUUUGUUCAGAUUUCUGGUUAACCUCUAUAUCAAUAUCAUCAAUACUUUUGCCUGUUUCUAAUUAUGGAUUUAAAUGUUUCUCAAAUUUUUUGGGAUGCCGCAAAGAUAAGAUAAGAUGAGAUACUCUUUUGUUAGUCCCACAAGGGGAAAUUCCCAUUUCCAACACGUAAACAAUCAGCCGGUCAGCCAUGUUGAAUAUACCGGUGAAUCAGAUGUCGCAACAACACGCAAUCUGAUUGGUCAGAAGUGGACACACAGUAUGCGAAACUUUAAAAAAUCGACCGUGAUCCGAAAAAAUAAAUGCCGCAAUAUCGCAAGACAGGACGCUGAUGUGAACGCUUGUAUUGACAGGAUACGGGUUCGAAAAAAAAUGUUGACGUCUGAAAUAAUGACAUGACAAAAAUGGUCCCGGUGUGAAAGGACUGUAAGAGUCUAAUACCAGUAAAAUGCAAUGCACAACAAAUAUUAUACCCUCCAUAAUGACAACAAAUCACUUUUUGUCCAGAUUUCUGGUUAACCUCUAUAUCAAUAUCAUCAAUACUUUUACCAGUUUUCAAAUCGUGGACUUAAAUGUUUCUCAAUUUUUCCGGGAUGCCACAAAAAAUACAGUAUAUUCAAAUAUAUAUACCGACUUUGAAUGUUUUUGUUAAAGUGGUUGUUUGCUUGUUUUUGUUCAGGGGCUCAGGCCAGGUGUGCCAGCAGAGGCCCCAGCCAUGAUCUUCGCCACACCCACAAAGGUGGUGUCAGAAGCCGGGGCUGCAGUGGAGUACAUGGGAGCAAACAAAGUUCCUGACCUCCAGAGAAUAUUCCAGGUAGCAAAGACCUCUUAAUUAUAACAGCAAUUAAGCUUUUUUUUUUUUUUGUUCAGAUAAAUCCUCAGAAAAUAACCUUUACAAGUCAAUCAAACACAGCAGAGAAAAAAAUUAUAAUUGGAAAAAUAAUUGGAUUUUUUUAAUUAGAGUUUUUCAGAUUUGAUUUAUUAUGGAAAUGUUUUGGGGAACGAAUCGUGUUACAAUUGUUUUACUUUUUAAGUGAAAAAAUUAAAAUUCAAAAAGGCAAAAUUAACAUACUAGCAGCUUGAUUUGAAAAAUGAUGUUCCCAUGCAUGUUUUUCUGAAAUUGGAGCUCGGUAUUCCAAACCAAAUCUUUAGUAUCCUCUGUUCUUUAGUACAUUAUUACUAUUAUUACAUUUACUCAUGUUUCCCUCCUUUCCUCUUUUCAGACAUCAGAUGGUAUCCCCAUCCACCUGAAACGUGGAGUACCCGACAGAUUACUGUACCGCACCACCAUGGCUCUCACCGUAGGAGGAGCUCUAUACUGUUUGGUAGCUCUUUACAUCGCAGCCCAGCCCACUAAUAAGUGACCAACACGAAGCAGUAAUCCCUCUGCAUUACAUCAGCCCAACAUUCCCGGACUUCAUCUGCCCUCGCUGUACCACCUCUUGGGACUCUUAGAUGAGAAUUAAUCACUGUUGGAACACCACACCAAUGAUUACAAACAUCAUGUCUGUCUUCUUUGUUAAAAAAUGUUUAAAUUAAUAAAUUUUAAGGGGAAACAAAGUGAGAGAUUUCCAUUUGUCUGUACAUUUCUACCCUGUAGUAACUGUCUGCGUCAUGCCUAUAAGGCCCAGAAGAUGCAGAAAUAGAAGCGGAGAUGCAAAGAUGGUUGUUUUUCGUUUUGACAGGCUUGUGGCAUGUGUGUGCGAGAGCGAGCAGGCAUGAUGGAGACACUUCGUCUGGAACAUAGCUGCUGCUCACUUGGCUUGAGUACUGUCUCAUACAGUAUUUAUAUGUGUGGGCCUCGGUGUGAUGUCAGAUGCCACUCGCUUGGUUUGGAGACUGUGGGAGGGGUUGUGUAUGUGUGUUUGUGUGUGGGUGUGUGUGUGUGUGCGUGUCUUGGGGGGGGUUCAGACAGACAUGUUGGCAGUCCUACAUGGAACACUCAUGAUAAUCUCAGUCUCUGCUUUUUCUUCAUGCAAUAGAGAUGCAAUAUGAUUUAAAUUUAGAGUUCUUACUGCUGGUUUCCUUGUGGGUAUUUAUUGAGUUAUAUCUCAUGGAGUUUUCCUGCUGUAUGUCUAGGGUCUACACAUGUUAAGUUUCUGUUUUCACUUUCAUGAAUAUACAAAGUAACCAAUAAGAAAUGUGCUAAUUCUCUGAGGAAGGAGUUCAUUUUCUUAAAGCUCAAACAAGGUUUUUUUUUGAUGUUUUGAAAACUGACUGAAAUUCAUGUUGGUGCCUUUUUAUGACAUUUAAAAGCAAGUGAGACCACAAGGGACAACAUAAACAAGAUGUAUACUGUCAUUUUAAAUACCUGAAAGUGGUGUGAAAGGGUAGGUGUCAGCCAAGCAGCUAAAGGAUCGUACAUUUGACUAUCAAACUUUAUUUUUUUUCCAAAUGAAACAAAGGGGCAAACUCUGCAAAGACUGCUUUUUCCACAGGGGGCGCCAAAUUGACACAAAUCAAAAGUUCUCCACAGGAGCUUUAAUAUUGCACCUUUUAAAAUUAUAGUAAUAAAUCUCUAAUUUAGGGAAAUCUUCAUGUUUACUAGUUUAUUGAACCAAAAAAUUGUGUCUAAUUUAAAGGAUUUUAAAGAAAGCAUCGUCUCCUGUGAAAAAUAGAUUCUAUUUGGUCCUAAUUAAUCACAAAGGUUGAAUCUCAGCAAUUUAUCACUACCAGUGGCAACUUUUAAUUGCGUAAUUAAAUUCCUCUCCUUUGCAUUUCACAACAUCUUAAAAAUGAAUAGUUCAAUAAUUACUUUAUAAAGGAAAUUCCUACUGCAAUAAAAUGUAUUUUGUUUUUUUAUAUAUAUUUUAUUUUCAUAUUUCAUUUUUUUUAGUGUUAACUUUGAGAUUUGUAAUUUAAAGCUCCUGUGAUGAACUUUUUGAUUUGUGUCGACUUUGGCGCCCCCAUGUGGACAAAUUAGUAUUUCCUUAUCUUGUCGUCUUUGGUAACAUUUUAAUUCCAUUUGACACAAAGUGAAAAUGACUUUCGCGAAGAGGGAAACAUGAACAUGAUUUGGGAAAAAAUUGUUUAUUUUAGAAGUUAAGUUAAUUCUUUAUGAAUUAUGUCAUGCUGACAGCUCUAAUAAUCAACCUCUCUGUAUUUCUUGAGCAGUCUGAUGCAGAUUAUAAAUAUUUAGCCCAACAGAUGAAUUUAUAUGUUUAGCCUUUAUUGGUUAGCCAGUAUCGAUUUGUCUCUCAGUGCUCCUUAUUUUUUUUAACAGGACCUGAAUUUGUAGUUUCUCAUUUAUCACUCAUAGACGCCUCCUGCUUAUUCAAGUCUUUUUGUUCUGUUGUGUAUUUUUUUUCUCUUUUUUCUUUAAUCAUCUCGUUUAAAGCUCUUCUUACCACAAGAUUUGUUUUUUUCCAAGUCCAAGACAUGCGUUUAAAGGUGUAUGAAAUAGUUAAAUUAACCAUGACGCAGAGCACUAUUAAACCUUGCUGAUUUAAGCGCCUUAGCUGCACGCUAAGACACAUCGAUCCUUUUCUCGGUGUUUACGUUGAUACAUGUUCAUCUUCUUUGUGUUUGUAUUGAUUACUCGGUAAAGAGGCACAAAAGCUCUCGUGAUUGUCGGCAGCUGAACACUCAGAGCCAGCCUCUGCCUGAUGAAAGUGAUUGCUUCACUACUCUCAAUCAUCACAAAGCUCGUUCACUCUGCGUGGAGCACAGGAGCAGAACAGUCAUUUGGACGAGGAUGUGUUAGUCAUUUUCACACGGAUGUACAUAACAUGGAUGUCAACAGCAACCGUUUGAGGCUGCCACUUUAAACUAUUUACCAAAUCAAACAUGAAAGCGUCUCCAGCCUGAUAAUUUUCAGUGUUUCAAGCCCUACAAUUUCAUUUUAAAUUAGUUUUUACUCGACUGAUUUACCCUCGAUGGGUGAGUUGGAGCUGUUUUCCAGGAGGCUAAAAACUGCCUCAGGUCCACCUUUUCGCCUUCUGUAGGUUGAUGGAGAGUUCUGCUCCAACAGUUGGAGUUCAGUUUUCCAAUUUCCUGCCUGUCAUCGCUGGGCUUCAAAAUUUCUCCCUAGAAACCAGUGGGUAACGCCAUGGAGACUACAUCCAUGUUUUAUACCGUUUAUGUGUGUGAUCAGAACAGAUUUUCAACAUGAAACUGCUUAAAUAGUGUUUUGUUACCCCACAAGAUCCAUUUAUUUUAGAUUCCAAGAGACCUCUAUGAAUUAUUUGGCUACAGAUAAUAACCAUGGACCAUGAAUUUUAAAGUGCCGUUUGGAGACUCCUUUUGUGUAGUUAACUGCCUUCAUCAUUCGCCUGUAUUUGUUUUUAAUGAUGUGAAACACUGGUGGUAUCCUCACAAUUAAAGCUGUCAUGCUUUUUUUUACAACUUUAUAGACAAAGAUUUAAGUUUGCCCAAAAUAAAGCUUCUAGUGCUCUACAUCAGGGUUGAGAAUUUCCACGAUCAGAAUAUUAUGAGAAGCAAAUAUUUAUUUAUUUAUUUUGUUUUUGCUUGUUUUCUGCGUGCUAGUUUUCUGUUUUGUGUCGAUGUUCUAUGUCCUUAUUAUUUUACUCUGGUUUGUUUGCUUGCUGAGCGACGUCUUAUAUUUUGUAAUUGUAUUGCAACAUAACGGCAAAUAAACACCUUUGUUCAAAAAAAAAAAAA
This is a messenger RNA of Xyrichtys novacula (pearly razorfish), 8173 nucleotides long. The record is from the annotation of a GenBank genome assembly. NCBI's taxonomy places the organism in Eukaryota, Metazoa, Chordata, Actinopteri, Labriformes, Labridae.